Bursaphelenchus okinawaensis is the source of this 843-nucleotide messenger RNA. The record is from the annotation of a GenBank genome assembly. NCBI's taxonomy places the organism in Eukaryota, Metazoa, Nematoda, Chromadorea, Rhabditida, Aphelenchoididae.
AUGUGUGGUAAAUGUCGUCAACAUGGCUUUGAAGUCAAGUACAAGAACCAUCCAAGUUCAUGUCCCUUUGCUGAAUGUCCAUGUAGUAAAGUAAGUUUAUAUUCAACUCAAUUUUUUACCUUACCCCUGCCCUUUUAUACACAUCCAGACCCAACUUUAACAUAAGUUGCCGUUCUACAAAGUACAUAGUUUUGUUAUAGUAGAUAAUCCCUAUAUUUGUAGUGCCUAUACGUAGACAACUACCGUAAGCGGAUCCGUGAGACGAUUCGCCGGCUCAAAAUUCAAAAAGUUUUGAAAAAUAAAGCUUUGAAGGCGGCUGAAGCUAGGAACAACAACAUUAUGUGCUUGAACUUGCCAUCUACAUCUACUACAAUAUCGGUUAACCCACAAGCUUUAAGCAGUAGUAUGUAUAGCAACGUACCACAUGUUUCUAGUACUAUUUUCAACACAGUACCUUCUACAUCAACAUCAAUUUUAAAGGGUACUGACAAUCAAAUAAUAAACUCCAAUAUCCUGGGUCAAACACAAAGUGUUAUAUCAUCAAAUGUUUUAGCUAACUACUUGCAAAACUACAGUAAUCCAGCUACCGUAUUAAGUCAACACUCGUUCUCUACCACACCUAAUACUCAACUAGCAAAUGACAGUUUGAGUAGUAGUCCAUCUGGCUCUUGUGGUACUGUAACACCAAUUAUGAAUGUAUCCCCAUACUCCUCUGACUCAAACAACCUUGCCAGACAACUCAAUUCAAAUGUAAACUUAUUACCUACAGGUCAGAAUAUUGCUUUUUUAAAGCCAAAUAAUCAACUUUGUAUUGUACCACUGUUCUUGUGUGAUCUCCAAUGA